Messenger RNA from Colletotrichum spaethianum, 1380 nucleotides. RefSeq lists its product as uncharacterized. The transcript is spliced from 4 exons. Gene Ontology annotation, cellular component: vacuolar transporter chaperone complex; fungal-type vacuole membrane. Lineage: Eukaryota; Fungi; Ascomycota; Sordariomycetes; Glomerellales; Glomerellaceae. Gene Ontology annotation, biological process: microautophagy; polyphosphate metabolic process; vacuole fusion, non-autophagic. The record is from RefSeq and is a predicted model, not a curated record. The coding region runs from base 1 to 1380 and encodes 459 amino acids.
AUGAAAUACGGCGAACAACUCGAGCAGGAAUCCGUUCCGGAAUGGAGUCUACAUAACGUCGACUACAACUCGCUCAAGCACGAGAUCAAGGUUCACACGAGCCGCGACCAGGCUACCGCAAUCGCCAUCCCCGGCCACCAGGAUGCCGCACUCAAGCGAUUCGAGGAUAAUCUUUACAACGAGCUCUGCCAACAGCACGACCGGGUCGACCUUUUCGUGUCCAGCAAGGCGGACGAGAUUUCGCGGCGGCUCCAGUACGUAUCCGACCAGCUCCAGAAGCUGAUUGUCAAGUGUGCCGAGGAGGGCGACCGGGUUUCGAUCAAGCGGCACCGUCGGUUCGCCAAGUACGAGAGGGACCUGCUUCGCUGCGGGGAGGAAACCCUUGCGCUUGCACGCUUCAUCAACGCCCAAAUUACCGCUUUCCGGAAGAUCACGAAGAAGUACAAGAAAUGGACGGGCUCCCCCACGCUCGGCGUGCGUUUCCGCGAGACCGUUCUCGCCAACCCCAAGAGCUUCACCCGUCAAGACCUGAACAACCUCCAGACCCGCUAUGAGGAACUGCUCAACACUUUGCGCAGUUCCAGCCCCCAAUUGAGCGAGCCCAGCUCGCCUUCCUCUGAUGAACUGGCGCCCACGCGCCGGGGAUCUACCACGGACGACUUCUUCUCGCCACUUCCACCUGCGCAGCGCCAGCCUCGCCAGCCUAUUCAGUAUCAGCAGCCGCAGCAGCCGCAGCAUUACUGGAACGAGUACGAUGACGGAAGCGAGGCUGGCGGGCAGGAGGACGAGUACGCCAUCUACAUUAGCCCCGACGACGAUAUGAGCUUCCCCGGCCUGGACUCGAUGCGAGCGAUCCUUGCGGCACCUUUCCGUCAUGCUAGGAGAUGGUUUUCGCGGCGGCAGGAUCCCGAGGGACAGCGAUUGUUGGGCAACGCUCCGUUCCUGGAGAGCUACGGCGGAAUCUCGCCUCUUGGCACCGAUACCGACGACGAGUAUGCCAGCUCUGACGGCAUACCCACGGCGGGAUAUGCGGCGCACUACGCCACUUUUCCAAGCAUCAACGAGCAGCAAGUCAGAAGGUAUCGCGAGCGCGUGCUGUUCUGGGCUACCAUCGGCUGCUUUGGCGUGUCCUUCAUGCUGCUCCUUGUGGCCGGCAUCCUCAUCUCCACGGGCCGCCACAAGCUCCGCGCCGAGGUCGACGCCGGUGUCACGGUCGGCGUCGUGGCCAGUCUGUUCAGCGCCUGCCUCGCCCUGGGCAUGUCGCUGUACCGCCGGGACGACCUCGGCAUCUGGCAGCGCGUGGCCGUGUACAGCAGUUUCUUCACGGCCUGCGUCCUCAACGGCAUGUUGCUGAUCCUCGUGGUGGGGAACACGGCGUAG